GCACCGCCUACCCCAGGCCCCUCGGGUCGCGCAGAAGACAAACAGCGCGCCUGUGUCCGGUCGAGAGGGUGGGCGCCAAUGGAGAACCAAGAACAUUCAGGCUCAUCUGCGUUUUCGGAUGGGCAUGACACGACAGAAAUAGCCGUUCCCCGCGAAGUCCAUCCGAAGCCCUUUGUAGUCAGGCUCCUCGACGUGCACAAGCUUGAGGAGCCGGAGGAACCCGAAGAACCCGAAGAACCCGAGGAACCCGAGGAGCCGGAGAAACCCGAGGAGCAGGAGGAACCGGGGGAGGCCAACGAGCAGAUCACGCGAGACCGGGGCAUUGAGUUUUAUGGGUCCGAGGAGACAUCUGAACCCCACAAACCCUAUGAGCCCCACAAGCGCUAUGAGCCCCACAAGCGCUAUGAACCCCACGAACCCGACGAGCCGCACGAACUCUAUGAACCCCAAGAGCCCCACGAAGCCUACGAGCCCCAUGCACUGCGCAAUCACAGUAAACGCCUGGGAUCCCGUAAGCCCCGGGGGCUCUCUGCUUCCCGCGAGACCCACAAGCCCCACGAAGCUGAGUUGCUUCCCAGCGCCGCCGUAGUGACCGCCCCUUCUCUGGUGACCAGAUUCCCGCCAAGGAUUCCGCUAUCUUGCCUGAGCGAUACUGGUCCCUUUGGCAUUGCAAGGAAAUGUUUUUUUUCUAGGAAGAGAAUCCAAGACCUUUCUAGGCCUAAAAAACAAUGGGGAACCCCAGAUAGAAAACUGUUUUGGGGGAAUCAAGAUCCUAUUCGCCCUGUUUCCCAGUUUGCUUUGAAGGCUCAGCUGACCAAAAGACUUGAGGACCUUGCCCAUCCCAAGGAAGUCUCCCACCGAUACGUACCUAACAGGGCUCAAUAUUACUACAGCUGUGGUAGAGAGUCUAUAAUCUGGGAGGUCCCUUCUGCUGCACUGUUUAGCCAGCCAUCCAAAAGGAUCCAGAAGCUGGCACUGCCCAACAGAUUCAAGAAAGAAUAUCUAUUAAAUAGGCCCUACAGUGAUUACUUAACAAGAAGUUCUCAUCAAAUCUCUGAUCCUUCACCCCGUUUAUUACAACUGUCAAUAGCCAAAGCCAUAAAUCCAAACUAUGUUCCUCCAAAAAAGAUUGAAACCAAGAUUGCAGCUUCUGCCCUGAGUGCUGUUGCAACUCCAAGAAUUAUAGACCUUGCCCAUCCAAGGAUCAAGAUAGAGGGUCUGUGCUUUGAAAGAGAAAGAUGUGAAAUGCCCAUCCGUCCUAUAUCCCGUGCUGCCUUGCUAACCAAACCUAGCCCUCGAAUAAUAGCUCUAGCUGAGGCCAAGCCUCUUCAUCAAGAUUAUCUACCUGUCCGUGAUGCCCAUUGGCCAGUAUCUUAUGCUGCUAUCCAUUACAAAAUAUCUCCCAGAAUUCAAGAACUAGCUAAUCCAAAUACAAGGUCUCCUGUGCAUAUUAUAUAUUACGAUCCAAAUGUCUUUAAAGUCAAGCCAGCUGCUCUGAAAACACAGUGCUCUCCGAGGAUCCAGGAGUUGGCAGAACCUCUUAUGCGUUAAGCACAGAAAGCCACGUCAGUCGCACUGUAGUUAUGUAUCUAGAAAACAUAUUAGGUGACUUAGUUCCCAUUUCUGAUCCUGUCAGUUUGUAUUCCCCAUCCCCUCAAAAACCAUGUGAGACCUCCAGAGAACACCACUGUGACCAUUGAUAGUAAUUCCUGCUGUUACCUGUAAUCAUGUCUUUAGCCGGUUUGGGGACUUGAGCAUGCAAUAAAAGAGAAAAUGAGAGCUUGCCUUAUCCUUACUGUAUCUCCUCACAAGCAUCUUGGCUGUCUCAUUGCUCUGACUGACCUGUAGAAACACUCCUCCUUGUAUUUGCUGGGUUUGUUUUCCCUUUCCCGGAGAGAUCUGUGUUCCCCAGCAGCUGAUCUCUGCUCAGUCCCUUCUCUAAUAAGUCCUGAGAAUUGAAAUAAUUCUUUGUGUUGCUUUUCCAGUCUCCCCUCCUUACCCAAGAAAUAACACUGAAAUGGUGAAGCCUUUUGAGACAACUUGAAAUGCUUUUUAUAAUCUGUAGAUGAAAUUUAGGGGAUGGGCUACCUUAAAUAAUCACACCUGCACCAAUCUCUGUUACUUCAUUCAUGUCAUUUAUCAUGAAUGACAGAAAAGGCAAGGUAUUUGGUAAGCAUUGUAAUUCUCUGUCAAAUUUCAUCUUCCCAGAGUUUUAAAAAUUUAAUUGUUUUAUUCUCUCCAUGGAUAAGUAUUUUACAAAUGAAAUUAAAUUUUAAUAUAUAUCUAGAUUUACAUGAAAAUGAAUUUAUCUGAAAACCAGUUUUAUAGAUGCCUGAGUUCUAUCUCCAAUGCUUUGUGUUAAGGAGAUAACUAGUGUUAUGGAGAGGCAAUACCAUAUAGUAGUUUUGAACUUGGGUUUUUGAAUCAGGCAUAUCUGGGUUAGUAUCCCCCAUGGAUUAUUUACCAGGUAUGUGAUUUUGUUUUUUUGUUUUUUAUUUUAACAUGUAUUUAUUUUUGAG
This is a messenger RNA of Prionailurus viverrinus (fishing cat), 2519 nucleotides long. RefSeq names its product theg spermatid protein like (gene SPMAP2L). Lineage: Eukaryota; Metazoa; Chordata; Mammalia; Carnivora; Felidae. Bases 79 to 1551 code for a protein of 490 amino acids. The record is from RefSeq and is a predicted model, not a curated record. The transcript has 9 exons.